Neohortaea acidophila is the source of this 2575-nucleotide messenger RNA. RefSeq lists its product as uncharacterized. Lineage: Eukaryota; Fungi; Ascomycota; Dothideomycetes; Mycosphaerellales; Teratosphaeriaceae. The transcript is spliced from 2 exons. The coding region runs from base 352 to 2361 and encodes 669 amino acids. The record is from RefSeq and is a predicted model, not a curated record.
AUCAGCUCAUGCCACCCACUUCACCUUCUCCACCUCCGCAAUCUCGACGACGAGUGCGUGAGUAUCUCUUCGUCCACAGAGCUAGAAGAGGCAUUGGCGUGAACGCAGCUGCUCACCUGUCUAUCUGAGCAACACUGACCUGCCCGCUGGGCGCGUGUCGGCGAGGCAGCAACAUCUCCGGGACCGCCGGAUAGAGCACCUUCGGAUCGGCGGGAUUCCACAGCAACUGCUAUUCGAACCGCCAUACGAGCAUAAAUACUGCCUUUCGACUUUUCCCACCGCCGUGGAGCUUCUGGGUACUGAAUCAACGCGUGGAAGCCGGUUCGAGGCGACCAUCCCGACACCAUUGCCAUGGACUACUUCAGCUCCAACAGACGCCGCGGGAACUCAGUGAACUCGCGUGGCGGCUCAGUGAAUUCGGACGGCCGUGAGCCUCCGACUCCAUCAGCCCCGCCGCCGUCAUCUGGUGUCCGCCGCAGGCCUGUUCCAGGGGGCUCCCUGGAGGGCUUGCGGCAGCCCUCGAGCAUCCGAAUCCGAAGGCUUCCCUCUGGACUCGCCACGCCACGGCCAGCCUCGCAGCAAGCAACUGGCCAGGCGACAUCGGCCGUGGACUAUCAGACGAGUGGACGACGUCGCAGCACGUCGGAGCCCCAGCAUUUUGGCGCGCACCUGGCAGCCCCCGGCGCUGAGCAAGGGGCCCAGAGGACUACUGAUGGGACAACAAUGGAUACUCUGACCGAAGCAGAGGAGCCUGGCCAGCAGCGUCCUCCAGGGCCUCGCACCGAGCAAUCCCAAUAUUUUGAAGCAAUGGAGACCCCGCCCGCCGAAGACUACCCCCCGAGUACGGGCGCGCCAUCGUCACGUGUUUUGUCUGCAGCGCCCGCCAUGCAUAGUGCCGGCAAUGCCGCACGCGCUAACAGGGGCCUUCAGCGCACCCACACCACCACCACGCGCCACGAGUAUCCCCAGGAGGACGAGUACGAGUCGGAGGUGGUCGAUCUUCUCGACCUUGUCGAUCCAGAAGUUCGUACGCUGGGCACUUUGACUAACGUUCAGAACUCCCUCUUCGUGCCGGAUCUGGGCCGUUUGAUCAACAGAAGGCCAACGUACAACCUCAGCUCUCGACCUUCGAGCGCCGCAAAUGUGGAGAGAAUCGGCCGCGCCCGUGCGGCAACGAAUGCCGCAAAGGCCCCUGGCUUGGAGACCAUCCCCCAGGGACCGGCCCCUGCUGCGGCUGAGGGUAGCGGAACUGGAGAUAUCGAGCUUCAGCCACGCUCUCGGCGCUUCUCCAUCUCUUCCGAACUGAGUGACUCUCGUUACGCUGUACUUCCACACGGCAUCAGCCUGGAUGAUUGGAGUGAGGAAGACAAACAAGAGCUGGAUGAUCAUGUCCGCCAUCUAAUGCAUUCCAGAAAGGAAGGCUUCAAGAGGAGCUGGAAAGGCUUCAAGCAAUACAUCAGCAAACCUCUGGGGCUCUUCGUCUUCGUCUACGCUGUGCUCGUCACCCUUUUUGGUGCUACUUGGGUCUUCUUCCUGAUUGGAUGGAUCUCGGCCGGCCAAAGACAGGGUUACUUUACAAAUGUCGUCGACCUCCUGCUCGUGGCCAUGUUCGCACUCAUCGGCGACGGCUUGGCUCCGUUUCGAAUGGUUGACACGUACCACAUGUGCUUCAUCGCGCACUACCACCAUCUGACCUGGAAACUCCGCAAAAAGCGCAACCUCCCCGACCUCGUGGAUCACAACGACCUGCCCAUCAGGCGCCUAAGCGCGGCGCAGCUCGAGGAUGCCAUUGACAAAGAGGAGACCGCGGAGUUCUCGGUGCUGACGCCCCUGCAACAACGCCGCCUGCAAUACCACCAAGCCAAGUUCAGCAAGUCGCACACCUUCUACCGUCCGCACGAGACCGCCACCCACCACGCCUUCCCCCUGAACCUGCUCGUCGCCACCGUCGUGCUACUCGACUGCCACUCUCUUUUCCAAGUCGCGCUCGGAACGUGCACAUGGUCAAUCAACUACCACCACCGCCCGCAAGCCCUCACGGCCACCAUCCUGGCGUGCUCCAUCUCGUGCAACAUCACCGGCGGUAUCCUCAUCAGCGUCGGCGACCACCGCACGCGCAAGAAGGACGUCGUCGAGCGGAUCGAGAGGCAGAACUUUACGCAGGAAGCACUGGAGCGCAUGGCGAAGCAGCGGAAUAGUGAGGACUUGAUCGCCAGCAAGGCCGCCGAGGUCAACCAGGCAGUCGCGCAGCGCGAUCAGUACCACGCCGCUAUCCAGGAGCAGACGGUCGGGGCGCAACUCAUUGAUCAGGCGGUCCGCCCGGAUAUAGUUGAGCCGACCCCGUCGAAGAAGGAGGUAUAGUUUUGUGUGUCUCCAACGCCAUUUUCUUCCUUUGUCUUGGGAAUGGGAGAGGGAGUUGUAUAUACUGCGGCUUACACGCUUGCCUGCCUAAUUGUUCUCGGUUUCCUUAUGUAGGAGUAAUUGAGCUUGCCUUCUCAGUUCAGAAGAGCACCUAUCCACAAAGAGCACGCACGCAGUCCAUCUCCUCCUCUCAUCACAUCCCACCCAACCAAAU